ACGCGUAGCCUUAGUUGGGAGGAGCUUUGACUGUUCGUUGCCCAAUUAGAAGCUCGGGCGGUUGCCCAACUACGGGGCGAGGCGGUUGCUGUUCUGCACCUAUAGGAAGUAAUCCGCGUUCUGUGACAUCCAAUGGUGAAGCAGAGAGAUGGCGGAGCAGGGGUUCCUCAUGGAGGUCUGUGUGGAUUCUGUGGAGUCCGCAGUAAAUGCUGAACGAGGAGGUGCUGGAAGGAUUGAGUUGUGCGCUAGUCUGUUAGAAGGAGGAAUUACACCAACCAUAGGUCUGUUGCAGAUAGUGAAGCAGUAUGUGCAGAUUCCGGUAUUUGUGAUGAUUCGGCCGCGGGGAGGAGACUUCCUUUACUCAGACCGCGAGGUGGAGGUGAUGAAGGCCGACAUUCGGCUCGCCAAAAUCCACGGGGCGGAUGGACUGGUGUUUGGAGCCCUGACAGAGGAUGGCAGAAUUGAUACAGAACUGUGCAUGGAUUUACUUGCUGUCUCUCGCCCCCUUCCUGUCACUUUCCACCGAGCGUUUGACAUGGUGUAUGACCCGCUGUUGGCGAUGGAGACUCUAAUAUCAUUGGGGUUUGAGCGGGUGCUGACCAGCGGGUGCGACAGCUCGGCACUGGAAGGCUUGCCUCUAAUAAAGAGAUUGGUGGAGCAGGCAAAAGGCCGGAUCAUAGUGAUGCCAGGGGGCGGUAUAACAGAGAGGAACCUGCACAGAAUCCUGGAGGGCACUGGAGUUGAAGAGUUCCAUUGUUCAGCCCGAUCUACCAAGGAAUCAUUAAUGAAAUACAGGAACCACUCCGUAUGUAUGGGAGCCGCCAUCACUACCUCAGAGUAUGCCAUCAAGGUUGCCGAUGUGGCCAAAGUCAGGACAUUGAAUGCCAUGGCAAAGAACUUCCUGUGACGUGACACGCCGUCCUCUAGGGGGAGCUGAAGCCGUGAGAUGGAGAAGGCGGAGCAGAGACUUCUUCCUGCUAAAACUCUGCUGGCUGGUGGACAAGUCGAUGGGGGCGGGCGGUGGGGGGACCUCGGUGGAAAUGCUGCUGCAUGUUGGGCUCUUGUACUAAUGAUCGAGGGGAUUGGAUGAGGGAUGUGGCUCAUUGAUCGGCAGAACUGUGAUUGUUCAGUGGGUAGACCAUAUCUGGGCUCGCAAAUACUGUGACCCCCCCUCCCCUCACAGUGGGUGCAUUGUGAGUAUAAAGUCAUUCCUUCCCUUUUA
Rana temporaria (common frog) is the source of this 1222-nucleotide messenger RNA. It is a transcript of the gene CUTC, whose product is annotated as cutC copper transporter. The record is from RefSeq and is a predicted model, not a curated record. The transcript is spliced from 9 exons. Gene Ontology annotation, molecular function: copper ion binding. Lineage: Eukaryota; Metazoa; Chordata; Amphibia; Anura; Ranidae. Bases 149 to 907 code for a protein of 252 amino acids.